Molecule: messenger RNA, 2886 nt
Organism: Scophthalmus maximus (turbot)
Lineage: Eukaryota; Metazoa; Chordata; Actinopteri; Pleuronectiformes; Scophthalmidae
Gene: pmela
Product: premelanosome protein a
Exons: 12
Coding region: 108-2522 (804 amino acids)
Biological process (GO): melanosome organization
Cellular component (GO): melanosome
Source: RefSeq, a predicted model, not a curated record
UAAGUAGGGUGAGGAGAUAUUUCUUAGAUCUCUCUGGGAGUUGUGUUGGCGUUCAGGACUGUUCGGUGAGGAUCGGGGCUCAGAGAGAGGAGACUGACAGAAACAGGAUGACGACUUUGGCUCUGGUGCUGCUGGUUCUGGCUUUUACAUCAGCCAGUGCGACCCAACGUAGAAGUCACUUUACACGUUACCGCUCAUGGAACUCCCAGAUGUAUCCUGUUUGGAAAGACGGAGACCAGAGAUUCAGAAACUGUUGGGCCGGUGGCGAAGUGACAUUUGACCUUAAGAGCGAUGCACCCACCCUGACCGGAGCAAGAACAACCUUCACUAUUAAUCUAAAUUUCCCACCAAAUCAGACAGUGCACUCGGACGGGCAGGUGGUCUGGGAGCGUAACUGCACCAUCGAUGGACAACAGUAUCGGGAGGGUCAGGCUGUGUAUCCUGACCAGGGCACUGAGCAGACAGGACUUUUUCCGGACGGCACAGCGUUUACCAAAACCCAGGACAAGAAAUCUCACUACGUCUUUGUGUGGAAGACUUUGGGGCGAUACUGGCAGGUGGCAGACGGACCGUCCUCCUCCCUCACCAUCGGUACAGACAAUGUCCCCCUCGGCUCCUACGGCAUGGAGGUUGUCAUCUACCACUGCCGUGGCAAAAACAAGUUCAUCCCUCUCGGCUAUGCUUCCUCAGUCUUCACCAUCACAGACCAGAUCCCCUUCACCAUAUCACUCGCCCAGGUCAGUGAUAUAAACCAAGAUGACCAGAACUUCAUCCAGAACAGAGCCAUUGCUUUUAGCGUUAAGCUCCACGAUCCCAGCCAGUAUCUCAGCAACGCCGACGUCAGCUUCAGUUGGGACUUUGGCGACAGCACCGGGACACUGAUCUCCAGAGAACACAUUGUCACUCACACAUACCUUGCUGUCGGGACCUUCAAACCUCAGGUGGUCCUGAUGGCAAGCAUCGCCAACGGAUGUGGAGACCCCACCGUCGUGGCUCCUGUUGAUGCCUCUGAUGCUCCAGCAGUAGUUGUGGUGGCCUCCACCCCUGCCCCAGCAGCAACAGCUGAGGCAGGAGACACGAUAAUGCUGGAUGUUCCUGCUUCUGACGCCACUCCACCUGCCGCCUCUGUGCAGCCAGCCGACACAGAAGCAGCGACUACAGACGAUGGAGAUGCAGUUGUUGACACAGACGCAGAGGCAAUAGAGGUUGCCUCAGCAUCACCUGCAGUAGUUGAUGCAGCUGUUGUUCCAGAGGAGCAAGAUCCUGCCAACACCGCUGCUCCCGCUGCAGAAGUAGAUGCUGCUGUAGAGGAAACAGAUGCUACAGCAGGAGAGGUAGCCACUGCUGCCCCUGCAGCUGAAGAGCCGGCAGAUGCAGAUACACCUGCUGUCGAUGCAGCUGCUGUCGAUGCAGCUGCAGCCGAUGCAGCUGCAGCCGAUGCAGCUGCUGUCGAUGAAACUGCAGAGGUGACAGAUGCAGCUGAAGAAAAUGUGCCUGUGGCUGAUGUUGCUGCUUCAGUUGCCCCUGUUGCAGAGGGAGAAGCAGUUGAGGUUAUGGAUGGUGCUCCAGUUGCAGAAGAAACCCUGGAGGAAGAAGGGGCUGUUGUGGCUGCUGAUGUUGCUGCUGCGGCUGCGGAGGUUGUCGCAGCUGAAACAGAGGCCGCUGCUGACAACGUUGUCGUCCCUGUUGCCACCGAGACCACAGCUGUAGAAGAGGCAGCACCAGCCGAUGCUGCAGCUGAUACUGAGGCUGAAGUACUGGAAACUGAGAAUGAAGUUGCAGCUACUGUAGCUGCUGCAGAGCAACCAGCUGGUGAGGAAGAGGCUGCUCCAGUGGAAGUUGAAGCAGAGGUGGAAACAGACCCAGCACAAGUUGCUCUUGUUGUGGCUAAGAGACAAGCACCAGAGCUGACAGCUGACUGCAUGGUCUACCGCUACGGCUCCCUCGCCACCUCUCUAGAUGUUGUCCAGGGCAUCGAAAGUGUGGAGAUUGUACAGGUGUCCAAUGUUGUGUCAAUGGCGACUGAGUUGGAUCAAAAUGCUGUGGACGUCACCAUCUCCUGUCAGGGAAGUCUACCAAGUGAAGUCUGCACAGUCAUUUCAGAUGCGGACUGUGUCACACCAGUGGAAACCAUCUGUACUGCAGCCACGCCCUCUCCAGACUGUCAGAUGAUCCUUCGCCAGUUCUUCAAUGACUCCGGUGUAUUUUGCAUCAAUGUCUCCUUGACCAAUGAUGUCAGCCUUGCUGUGGCGAGUGCUAGAGUUAGUGUAACAGUCGCCUCUGGAGGUUCCCCAGCUGGAACUGCCGCGACUGUCCUGGGUGUUAUGGUUCUCGCCUGCGUUGUCUGUUGUAUUGGGUUGAUGUACAGACGGUUCAAGCAGUACCAGCCACUUGGAGAAGACCAGGGUGUCAGUAGUGGAGGCAGCUCGGUCGUCACCUCAGUGCCUUUGCUGUUGUGGAACUUGCUGAGCCGACAGUCGCCAGGAGAAAGUCGCCCACUGCUUCAGGGGAGAAUGGUGUGAGCAUCAGCAGCUCAUGCACUUCACGUCUACAACAUCAGCCUUGUACACACUCUAUAUGUAGUACCAAUGAAACUCCCAGGCAAUGUAUGAAACCACAACCAGUCAAGUGAAACAGACAUGUACAACAACAUCUGUAGGGAAAGAAAGGAGUCACAUGUGUAAUAAAAACAAAAAGUAAUACAUGUUGAAACAUUUCAGAGGAAAGUUAUAUUUAUUUUGACACUUGUAGUUUAUAGAAGACACAGCUCUUAUUUGAGGCCUACUUACACUAAACCAAUUGGAAAAUCAGCAUAAUUUGAAUCAUGUACAUCACAGAAAAUUAUGUUUGCUAUCCCAAAAUGAAUAAAAUGGAACUUUAUCACCA